AUAUGUUCUGCGAUUUCAAUGGCAAGAAGUACAGCCCGGGAGAGAGCUGGCACCCCUAUCUGGAGCCUCAGGGGCUGAUGUACUGCAUCCGCUGCACCUGCUCUGAGAACGCCAACAUGAGGUGCUACCGGAUCCAGUGCCCGGCUCUGCAGUGCGCCAGCCCCGUCACGGACCCCCAGCAGUGCUGCCCGCGGUGUGUCGAGCCAAACUCACCUUCUGGCCUGCGGGCGCCUGUGAAGUCCUGCCAGUACAACGGGACAACGUACCAGCAAGGCGAGAUGUUCACCACGAGCGAGCUCUUUCCCAGCCGCCAGCCCAACCAGUGUGUGCAGUGCAGCUGCUCCGAAGGACAGAUAUACUGCGGCUUGGUGACCUGCCCUGAGCUGUUGUGCUCCUCUCCCCUAACCGUGCCAGAUUCCUGCUGCCAGGUCUGCAAAGAUGGCUCAUACGAGAAGUCCACGGAAGAGGAACCCCUGCAGUUAAACAGAGGUGUUAGGCACUCGCAAGACCAGUGCUCAGGGGAAGCAAUGGGCAGGAAGCCGCUCGGAGCCACUGCGUCCACCAUUCUCAGUUCCUCCCUGGAGUUCAUUCCCAGGAGCUUCAAACCCAAGGGAGGAGGUGGCACCACCGUCAAGAUCGUCUUGAAAGAGAAGCACAAGAAAGCUUGUGUUUACAACGGGAAGACCUACUCCCACGGGGAAGUGUGGCACCCUGUGUUACGGCUCUACGGCCUCCUGCCCUGCAUCCUGUGCACUUGCAGGGAUGGCGUCCAGGACUGCCAGAAGAUCACAUGCCCCAAGGAGUAUCCAUGUGACUAUCCGGAGAAAGUAGAUGGGAAAUGCUGUAAAAUAUGUCCAGAAGCCAGAGUGAAACCCACCGAUGAAAUAAUCACCACCCGAUGUGGCAAGAACCCCAACCGCGUCCUGGUGUACAUGUUUGUGCCGUCGAGCUCGGAGACCUCCAAGGAGAUCCUCAGGACUAUCGCGAUCGAGAAGGAGCCAUCAGAAGAAGUGGAAAUCUACAACUGGAAGCUGAUUAAAGGGAUAUUUCAUCUGAUACAGACCAAGAAGAUCAGCAAGCAGGAAUUCAAGCAAGAAGCACAGAACUUCAGGCUGAUCACCAGGACGAAUGAAGGUCACUGGAAUGUCUUCCGAGCCCAAACCUCAGACCUGAAGAUGACAGAGAGUCCAGAGAAAGAAACAAAGAACUUGUAAAGAAAAAUCGUUCAGCUUGCUUUUGAUUUAUCUACACACACACCCACACACACACACACGUAUAUAUGAAAAAAUUGCAUUAUUAAAUAGACUGGCACAGCUGUAAAAGGAAAAACACACCAGUGUAAAUUACAGAAACUCAAGCAAACAAACCAAAUUGAAACACCACCACCAUAUCCGGGUCUAAAUAUGGCUGCAGCCACGGACGUGACACCCUUGGGAGCACUCCAGCAGACGUGUGGAAGAGGCUGUUUGUUGUCUUCUGCCAUCAAAGAUUUCAGGUGUGCAAUGAAAGGAAGAAGAGACAAGAGAGUGAUGUGAGGCCUGCUGCAAUCCCCAGCAUUUCUGAAGAGCAUCAGGAGCUAACAGCAAAGCAAGACAGGACCAUCCUUUCUUCCAGUGCCAGCUUAAAGACAACCUCAAGGAGAGAAAGUCAUCUCAGUUUCCUCUCUUGGAGCCCCUGUGAUCUGCAGAGGGUUUCUUUUGCAGAAAGUCCCUUCAAAAGGUACUUCUCCAAAAAUCUCAGGUCUUCUCUCCUCUGUUUUAGCUGGUAGAAUACUUGGAGGAUUGGAGGACUAGAGAUGCUUUAAUACUGCAAGAUAAGUGGGCCCCAAUUCAGCCAGGACUUAGGCCUGGUCAGACUUAAAUUCUGUGAGUCAUCAUGCCUCUGUCUGUAGAAAUCUUUAUUUUCUCCAGGUUCAUGAUAUGCUUCAACCCCUGGCUGGACUGGAGCCCUAAACAGCACCAGUGGAGGAGGAAGAGGAGUUUUAUUUCAGGAGAUUCCCAUGUCUGACUUUGUAUUUUCUACUUACCAGUUCUUUAAAUCGAAUUCCCAGCCACUGGGAAAGGAAAUAUGUCUCCCUCGAUAGAAGACUGAAAGUCUUUUUUCUCCUGGUCAGCAGAUGACCUCUCAGCUUUGUUCUCCAGCUUUCACAUCAGGAAGAGCAAGAUCUGACCUUCCUGCUGGGGAGAAAAGGAACGAAGCACAAAAAAUCCUGGAAACCAAACUGCUAGCGGAGACCUCUAUGCCUUCUUUCUACAUCCCGCGGAGGCAAAGCACAGAACCAGCGGGAGGUUUUAGGGCUCUUUUCCUUCUUUGCAGGUCACUUGAAGAUGCACUUUUUGAGAGGACAGAUUUAGCCUCUGAAACCCAUUGCGUCAGCGCGGAGAGAGAAGCGAUGCAGGAGGUCCCAUGGCCCCUGGCUUUCCCUCUGACACCUCUGCCCCGGGCUGGACCUGGCUGAAGCUGUCCAUGGUCAACCCCGUAAUUUCCUCUCCCUUCAGCUCCACUUUCCCUUCCCAGCUAGAACCGCACUUCCUUUGGGCUGUGUUUCAAGGGCAGCGUUUGGGCACCACAACGUCACCUCGUUGCUCCUGACUCCCCUUCCCCACCUGGCAGAGUGCCCUGCUGCUGCUGGAGAGGAGAAAGGGGCUUGGGGAGGUGAUGUUGCCCUGUCACUGUGGUGGGAGGAUGCUGAAGGGGAAAAAAUGCAGUGUUGACCACCGCCACGGCUGCUUUUGGCUGUGCUUUGCUCCUGCAACGACAUCCUGGGCUCUGCUGGUCACCUUCAAGUGGUGAUGCUGCUGCUGGGCUCUUGGGGACACCUCCCGGUGCCAUUGUCACUGCGGCCAUCAGAGGUGAACGGCAGCCAGGACUGGUCCCAGGAAGGGAGCCAGGGCCACUCUGUCCUCCCCAACCUCCAUUUCCUUCUCCACAUUAUGAGGCCUGGGGCUCCCUGAUGUGCUCUUAGCCUUUGGUGGCAGACACGAAACAAAGUCCCUGCAAGCCCAGGGAGGUCCCCAGCGCACUGUUGGGGUGUCACAGCCCGUCCGGGGGUUGGCACGCAGCCAUACGCCUGAACCCACACACCACCCCUUCCCACCGCCCAAGGACAGCCGGGGCAAACGCUACGGUUGUCCUCAACUCCAGUACAAUUUUACUUUAAUUUAUACCCCAGAGAAGGAUUUAUAUACCGACCUAUCCACCAAUUCCGCUCCUGGCAAAUUCAGCAGCAAAACGGCUGCUCGUUUCAGGGCUGGGGCACCCAGCUGGGACUGGGGGAUGAAAUCCUGCCCUGAUCACUGGUGUCACCCCGAUCAGAUAGCCAUCGUCCCCGGGGCUCCCCGUGCAAGUUACCGCCCCUCACGGGAGGCUCCGUCUCCUUGCCGUGGUAGUCUGCAAAAUGUAACCUCCGGCGCUAGCAGCUAGCUGGGUCUGAGACCCCCAAACUGCACUAAGGUAGCUAUUAAGCAUGUUGUUAUGCUAUAUAUUUAUAUAUAUCCUACAUAAUAUCUACUGUGCUGUAUUCACAAGAGGGGUAUCUCCCAAAGGGCAAACAGGACCAUUUCUGCAGCAAUGGGGAGGAGGGCGUGCAGCAGCACGGCCGUCACCCAGACUGGAAACAGCUUUGGGGGAUUUUCAGGUUGUUUUGGUACAUGUGUUUAUCCCCGGUUUCUUGUUUUAUUCUGUUUUGAUAAAUCUAUUUAUUUGGAGAUCCAGAUCUGUCUGAUAAAUCUGAUUAAAAUAUCUUCUCAGUU
This is a messenger RNA of Dromaius novaehollandiae (emu), 3752 nucleotides long. It is a transcript of the gene CHRDL2, whose product is annotated as chordin like 2. The record is from RefSeq and is a predicted model, not a curated record. Lineage: Eukaryota; Metazoa; Chordata; Aves; Casuariiformes; Dromaiidae. The transcript has 10 exons. The coding region runs from base 3 to 1214 and encodes 403 amino acids. Gene Ontology annotation, biological process: negative regulation of BMP signaling pathway; cell differentiation. Gene Ontology annotation, molecular function: BMP binding.